Molecule: messenger RNA, 1840 nt
Organism: Seriola aureovittata
Lineage: Eukaryota; Metazoa; Chordata; Actinopteri; Carangiformes; Carangidae
Exons: 5
Coding region: 204-989 (261 amino acids)
Source: RefSeq, a predicted model, not a curated record
UUAAAGGAAGCGGAGGAGGAGGCGGUCACACGCAUGCGCGCGCUCCAGAUAAAAACGGCAAAGUGUUUAUUGACGAGAAAAAAGUUUCAGACCAGAAGAAAGAAAGAAAGAAAGAAAGUCCUUGAAGCUGCAGAUAAAUGUGAGUCCAGACUGUCCCAGCUGCUGAAUUCACAUCAAUGAUUUAAUCACAUGAUAUCAGCAAGAUGGACGUGACAUCACACUGCAGUGACAUCACUGAGAGCGGAGCCAAUAAGAACCCAAACCAAUCAGAAUGCAUCUCAAGUCAGCCGAUGGCCAAUGGGACGCUCCCACAUCACAGCACAGAUGAGGCACCACCCCCUCUCUCAGAUAGGUCAGAAGAUGGUGACAUCAGUGAUGACUCUUUGACGGGCAGCUCCUCCACCAAUGACAUCUGUCGACUCCUCCCCUCUCAGCCCGCCUCUGCUCUCAGAAAACAGAAAGGUGUGGACAGCUCGUCAGUGUCUCCUCCCCCCAUCUGUACUCCUCCAUCUUCCUCAGUUACCUCUCCUCCUCUUCCUCCUCCUCCUCCUCCUCCUCCUCCUAGGUCAUCCACCUGUAACAGACACAGUUGCAACCUUCCUCAUCAUCAUCAUCAUCAUCAUCAGAGCACCAAUCAGAAGCGUCUCUCCUCCACUAAAAGCCACGCCUCUUUCAAGACCGACGCUGCCCAUAUUAAGGAGGUUGCUGGAGACGACUGUUGCGCUCACUGUCUCCUGGCCUGUCUUUUCUGCGAGCUACUAUCCAUGUGUUCGGCUGUGGGGGAGUGUCUGGCGUGUGGAGUGGGCGGGGCCGGGUGUUGUGACGCUGCAGCUGGCUGUUGCUGCUGCGUGGAGGCAGCAGGGGAGGCGGCCUGUACGGAGGAGGCGUGUCAGGCUGUGUUGGAUUGUGGGAUACUGGAGGACUGCUGCGGCUCGUCUGACUGCUUGGAGGUUUGUCUAGAGUGCUGCUCCAUCUGCUUCCCCUCAUAGAGCAGCCAAUCAGAGCGAGACUGCAGGAUGACAUCGGAAGAAGAAGGAUUGACCUGGGAUCCACUCACUGCUUUGUUUCUGUGUAUAACUGUGAGUGACAACUCUCAGUUUAUGGUUCAUCCUCUAUGGAGCAGCAUCCGACUGACGUCACCAUCCAGAGCCUGAUCUAGAUCAGACAACCCUGCAGCUUCAGAGAGGUGGAGUCAGAGCUGCAGCUGAUGACCUGGAACUGAAACGACCUGCAGGAACCGGACUGUUCCCAGGACCAGGUUUUCAUCGUUAGGAUCCAGUUCAACUAAUGGACCAAAGAUUCUGGACUUCUGAAAUGUUGGAGAACUGUCCCGCUCUCUGGUGACCUGGGGUCCAGACCUUAACAUCAUUUGAAAGGACGCACUCAUUUUUCCCCUUUGUGUUGAAAAGUUUCAUCUGAUUCUGAUUUUGUUGAUCGACAAACACAGAAAAGUUCAGGAAACGUUAUUGUAGCUUUAAGUAAAACUGAGCUAAUGCACCAUGAUCAUGGCCUCAUACCUGUUCACUGAUUCCUGACACAUACUCUCCUAUGUCAGUCUUGGAGUAUUUCCAGGGCCUUUUGUGACCUGAGGUAGUUCUGGGACAAGUAACAACCAGGUGCUUAAUGAGCAGGUGUUCACUCUGACCAGAUGUCUGUCCCACACACUGAACCAGACAGUUGAAAGGUCACAGAGUCAGGUGUGACUCCUGUGUUGACUCAUCAGGACUCGUUAGUACAGCUCUGCUCAGGUGAAAGUGUCGUGAUGUCCUCUCUGAGAAAACAAAGAUCUGUCAGAGCGACGCUUGACUCUGCAGCAAAAAUAAACCUCAUGUUCAGCCUC